GAGGAGGGGCUCGAGUUCCGCGUCGCCGCGCAGAGCUGACUCUGGGAGGCGUUUGGGCCCAGAGAAGUGGAUCGGCCGCCUGCGCCGCAUGGAGUCCGAAUCAGAAAGCGGGGCCGCCGCUGACACCCCCCCGCUGGAGACCCUAAGCUUCCAUGGUGAUGAGGAGAUUAUCGAGGUGGUAGAACUGGAUCCUGGCCCGCCGGACCCGGAUGAUCUGGCCCAAGAGAUGGAAGAUGUGGACUUUGAGGAGGAAGAAGAAGAGGAAGAGGGCAACGAGGAGGGCUGGGUCCUGGAACCCCAGGAAGGAGUGGUCAGCAGUAUGGAGGGCCCCGAUGAUAGUGAGGUCACCUUUGCCUUGCACUCAGCAUCCGUGUUUUGUGUGAGCCUGGAUCCCAAGACUAACACCUUGGCAGUGACAGGGGGUGAAGAUGACAAAGCCUUUGUCUGGAGGCUCAGUGAUGGGGAGCUACUCUUUGAGUGUGCAGGCCAUAAAGACUCUGUGACUUGUGCUGGUUUCAGCCAUGACUCUACCUUAGUGGCCACAGGGGACAUGAGUGGUCUGUUGAAAGUGUGGCAGGUGGACACAAAGGAGGAGGUCUGGUCCUUCGAAGCAGGAGAUCUGGAGUGGAUGGAGUGGCAUCCUCGGGCACCUGUCCUACUGGCAGGCACAGCCGAUGGCAACACCUGGAUGUGGAAGGUCCCGAAUGGUGACUGCAAGACCUUCCAGGGCCCUAACUGCCCAGCCACCUGUGGUCGUGUCCUCCCUGACGGAAAGAGAGCUGUGGUAGGCUAUGAAGAUGGCACCAUUAGGAUUUGGGACCUGAAACAGGGAAACCCCAUCCAUGUAUUAAAAGGGACUGAGGGUCACCAGGGCCCUUUGACCUGUGUUGCUGCCAACCAGGAUGGCAGCCUGAUCCUGACUGGCUCUGUGGACUGCCAGGCUAAACUGGUCAGUGCCACCACCGGCAAGGUGGUGGGUGUUUUCAGACCUGAGACUGUGGCCUCCCAGCCCAACCUGGGAGAAGGGGAGGAGAGCGAAUCCAAUUCGGUGGAGUCCUUGGGCUUCUGCAGUGUGAUGCCGCUGGCAGCUGUUGGUUACCUGGAUGGAACCUUGGCCAUCUAUGACCUGUCUACCCAGACCCUCAGGCACCAGUGUCAGCACCAGUCGGGCAUCGUGCAGCUGCUAUGGGAGGCAGGCACAGCUGUGGUGUACACCUGCAGCCUGGAUGGUGUCGUGCGCCUCUGGGAUGCCCGGACAGGCCGCCUGCUGACCGACUACCGGGGCCACACGGCUGAGAUCCUGGACUUUGCCCUCAGCAAAGAUGCCUCCCUGGUGGUGACCACGUCAGGAGAUCACAAAGCGAAAGUAUUUUGUGUCCAGAGACCUGACCGUUAAUGGCUGUGGCCUCUGACUUGGUGUCUGGUGUUGAGGGGGAUGAAGGGAGACCCCCCCUUUGCCCUGUGAGGCGCAGGGUACAGAGGGAAAAGGAGGGGGGGCUCAAUUGCUUCCCAACCCCUUUAACUGACCUGCCUCCCUCUGUCCUUUUUUUCUCCUUGAGACCCCGCCCUCGGGCCCCCUCCCUUCUCCUCACCCAGACCUAGGGGCCCUUCAGCGGGAGGGACAGGCCUCUUUCUCUUUCACUUUCAUUUGCUGGUGUGAGCCAUGGGUGUGUAUUUGUAUGUGGGGAGUAGGUCUUUGAGGUUCCCGUUCUUUCCCUUCCCAAGUCUUUGGGGGUGGAAAGGAGGAAGAGAUACUAGUUAACAGAUUUUAAAAAUGUAAAUAAAAUAUACUUCCCAGA
This is a messenger RNA of Marmota monax (woodchuck), 1799 nucleotides long. RefSeq names its product angio associated migratory cell protein (gene Aamp). The transcript is spliced from 11 exons. Gene Ontology annotation, molecular function: protein binding. The coding region runs from base 89 to 1396 and encodes 435 amino acids. The record is from RefSeq and is a predicted model, not a curated record. Gene Ontology annotation, cellular component: cytosol. NCBI's taxonomy places the organism in Eukaryota, Metazoa, Chordata, Mammalia, Rodentia, Sciuridae.